AAACUUGCUGGGAGAGCACCUUGGACCAGCGGCUUGAGACAGGAACCGCCAGAAAACGAGCGACAAAGCUUAUGUGCAGUUCGCACAUCUCCGGAGGGACUCGGACCCAGGGAAUGCAGAUGUAUCGGCAAGUUGCAUGAAACGGUAAUCAGGAGAGACAAGCGCGAUGCGAACACGCCGAGGCGGAGCGAUCACACAGCGGCUAGACUGAGCAAAUAGGUAUCAAGUUAAAAAAUGACAAACCACAAGAAACAGAAGCAAAUAAACUGAAGAAUGGAUGUUCGGAUUGCAGAAGAGUCCUUGUGGCAUGCUCCUGAAAUGAAGCGGGGUUGUGAGGAGAAAUCGCUUUACCUCUGGGAUUCAGCUCUUGCGCAACGCGGCCUGGGUGCACGACAGAGGACACUCUGCAGCAGCAAGGUCUAGAUCCUGCUGGCCUAGUGAAAGCUCCAGAGUCAUGUUCUACGGGUCUUCUGCAAGCAUGUCCCUGCCCUCCAAGAAAAAACUGAAGAGGCAGAGUCGGACCUUCACACAGGUCCUGUACCGGACUUUGAGUUACCGAGACCGCCGCUCUGUCACCGACAUCAACGACCAGGUGGCCGAUGACCCCGCCGAGCUGUCCACCCAGACCUCGGUCCCUGGGGUGCUCAAGAUCUUCGGGGAUGAGAUCUGCAUAGGAGCCAACUACAAGAGCGUGCUGGCCACCCCGCGCUCCAGCGCCCAGGAGCUGGUGAAGGAGGCCCUGGAACGCUACUCCCUAAACAAGGCUGCUGCCUGCGAGUACCUGCUCUGUGACGUCAUCGGGAGGUUCGAGGGGGCGGACAAGCGCUGGCGGACCGAGUGCCUCAGGGCCCUGGGGGACAACGAGAAGCCCCUCCUGCUGCAGGACUUGUGGAAGCCGAAGGAAGGAUUCGCCCGCAGGUUCGAGCUGCGCAGACGGGCUGAAGUGGAGGAGAUGGCUGCCAGGGAGAAAGACACUGUUACAGCAGGACCCCUCAAACAGCCCCACCUAAUAGUGACACCUGCUGGUAGAGGUGGGAAUCACAGCGCUGGGAGGUCACCUCAGUUCCAAUGUCUGCCGAUGUCUAUUACUGCCCCAGCAGUGUGUUCUAGCAGCUACACAGAUAUAAACGCCCAGGCGAGGAAGCUGCAGCGGAACCGAGCGAAGGGAACCACAACGCUGUCCCCGGGGGAGUCGUUCUGCCGCAGCCUGAGCGAGACAAGCCUCAACCUGACGGGCAGGCCUGGGGAUGAGCCCAAGAGAUACUACUCCACGCUGCCAGGGCCGCUGCGAGGGCGGGCAGGGAGGGAGGGCUCUCACUACGGCAGGAAGAAGGAGGAGGGCUCCCACUACGGCAGGAAGAAGGAGGAGAGGGAGGGCGGGGGCGUGCGGCACUCCCUCUAUCACUCACCCCACCUGCUGCUGCUCCAGGGGUUCGACCAGCGCAACGACUGCCUGGUGUACCUCCUGAACCGAGACCAGCACACCGUGGGUCAAGAGACAGCCUCGGCCCGGCCCAACAUCUGCCUGUCUUCCCCGGAUGUCCUGCAGCUGCACUGCAAGAUCAAGAAGAUCCAGGUGGUGAGGCGCUUAAGCCAGACUGUGGAGGAGAGGCUGGUGGUGGAGCCGCUCCCUCAGGCCAGCGUCUUAAUCAACUUCUCCAGAGCGGACCACACCACCCAGCUGCGCCACGGGGACCUGCUCUCCUUCGGUGCCCACUACAUAUUCCUCUACAAGGACCCUGUGAGUGCCAAGCCUCUUCCGACACAGACACUCAGCAGGCUUAAAAUCCUCUUCCAGCUGCCCGAGCCUGAGCUGGACCUGGCGGCCCCCCUGGCUUGCAAAAUGUGUGGCAGCGUUUUCAAGGAGAAGCCGCCGCAGCAGCAGCCCGUCCGCAGAAGUUUCAAGCCCCACCUAAUUAAAAGCAAAAGCCUGCAGAGAAGGAAGCUGCACCUGGACUUCGAGAAAGCCCAGGAGGACGAGUUGAUCGGGAGAAUAAUAUCCCUCAUCGAGCCAGGUGGGGAUGACCACAAGCUGACCCCAGCGUACCUGCUUUGCCUGUGCAUCAAGCAUUCAGCCACAGCCUUUGAGGCAGGAAGCUUUGGAAAGCUUCUUCUAAAGAUUGUGAAAAGGAUACAGUCUAUAGCUUGGGAGAAGACUAAAGAGCUGGCAGAGAAACAGGCUCAGCACCAGGACGCAGCCUCCCUGUCCCUGCUGAAUGUCACAGACCUGGUCCCAGACCUGCAGCUCAUCCUGUUCUGGAUGUCCAACUCCAUCGAGAUCCUCUACUACAUCCAGCAGAAGACCCCAGGCUUCCUGCAGGGCAUGGAGCAGCUGGAUGUAAAAGGUUCUAAAGUAUCCCUGCUCUCCACCGCCAUAUCGGCCAACGAGGAAGCCAUGACUAUCUUAGAGGAAGUGAUCAUGUACACCUUCCAGCAGUGUGUGUAUUAUAUCACCAAGUCUUUGUACGUCUCCCUGCCCGGCUUGCUGGAAUGUAACCCUUUUCAGGCUGAGAACAGUGACCCCUGCUGGCGAGGAGGCUCCCCUGCGCUCCCAGAGCCUGUCCGCAAGGUGGUUCUGAUCUACCAGACCACACUGGACCUGCUGCAGCAGUACCAGGUGCACUCCGAGGUCCAGUCCCAGAUGUUUGCUUACCUCUUCUUCUUCACCAACGUCUCCCUCUUCAACCAGCUCUUAGAUAAAGGUCCACUGCGGGGCUGGUUCCACUGGUCUCGGGGCGUGCAGAUCCAGGGCAGUCUUCGUCUGGUGCUGGAGUGGGCUGGGAACGCUGGCCUCAGUCAUCUGGCUGAGGAGUUCUUCUCCAAGUUCUCCAGCGCUGUGAGCCUGCUGGCCACGCCAACCCUGCAGCUUGUGCAGAUGACCUGGAAGUCUCUCUGCAGUGAUUACCCAGCUCUCAAACCAGCCCAGCUGCACCACCUCCUGACUAAGUACCAGCUGGCUCCGGAUGCAGGGCCCAUCCUGGCCUGGCAGCCCAGCCCAGAGGAGGAGGCACAGAUCUACAGGACAGUGGAUCUUCUGGAGAGUUUUGAGAACCACCCCCCCAUUGUCCUGCCCAGCAGUGGAUUCCAGGUGGACUUUGAGUCGGACACUGUGGAUGACAACAUCUACAGACAGCUGCUGUAUGUGCGCCACUUUCUGUGGAGCCUGAGAGCAAAGUCCCCCUCCACCAACGGCAGCACAGAUUCCCAGGAGUUACAGAGAGAGCCACCGUUAUCUCAUAGUAGCCCAAGGCCGGCAGCUCCAAUAGGUCACAGCACCCCAACCAACCACCAUCACUCAGGCAGCCACCUAGAGACCCAGCCCGACGGGAGAGUCUCGGUCGUGUCCAAUCUCAGCAGCGGUCCUAGAGAUGGUCAGUGUCACGAAGACAGGCUCAAAGAGAGGCUGAAUCAUGUACUGCUGCAGGGCAACCUGGGAAGGAACAGCUCAUUUCUGCAGAGCCUGCUGACCCCUCCCAACACACUCCUCUACACUGACCUCCGCCAGCAGGACAGCGCGCCACCCAACAGGGGGGGCAGGACUAUCCACGACGUCAAUAAAGGAUUGAACAGCUUCACCGUCAAUGGAGUGGAAGGCAACAACAGCGAUGAGGUUAUUGACUUCCCCACCCCUGUCUCCUCCAGUCUCAGUUCAGCAGCUGAUGAUUUCUGUUACGUGUUUAUAGUUGAGCUGGACAAGGGACCCUUCGGACUAGGAAUGGGGCUGAUUGAUGGUCUGCACACGCCCCUCAAUGCCCCUGGGAUCUAUAUCCGAACACUGAUCCCUGAUGGGCCGGCUGCUUCAGACGGGAGGCUCAACAUUGGAGACAGAAUCUUAGCUGUGAAUGGAACCAGCCUGAUUGGAGCAGACUACCAGAGUGCUGUGGAUCUGAUCCGCGUCGGAGGUGGGAGGCUCCGUUUCCUCGUCGCCAAGUCCGACAUGGAAAUCUCGGAGAAAAUCAGUGCAUCGUCCUGUUAAAAGUGUAAACCUACUCCAAUCCACCACCGUCCCCUGCAGCUAAUCUGGGAGAGUGGGCAAGAAAACAAAACGCUGCUCACAAAAACAGCACAUUCAAUGGAAUUAUAUGUCUGAGGAGUACAAAUUGUUACUUAAGACUUAAGAUGAAGUAAUAUAUUGGCAUACUAAACUUCUGUAACCUCUCUAGGAACCUGGCCAACUGAAUUUCUUGGCCGAUUUCCUGCUUUCUGCUGCAUCCCUUUGUAGAAAAAAAAAAAACAGUGCUAUGAAACUAAGAAAGAACAGAUCCAUUUGGUUUUACAUUGGUGAACAGCACACUUUAUAAUCUUGUGAUUUCAUUCAAAAUGAAUUCAAAACGCACAUUCACUCACAAGCAUUUUUAUUAUGAAUUCCGUGGUUCCUUACAAAGGGGUUGUUUUAUUAACAAAACAACUUUUGCAUUUUAAAGCACAUCACCUUUCAAUGAUUAAUUAAACUUGAAUAAAUGAACAUACUGAGCUAGUGUGUCUUUACCAACAUACGUUCUUUCACCAAUUGCAAACAUCACUCAGUAUUAAAACUACUUUGAUUUGUUACAAUGACACUUGUAAUGUUUAAUUGUAUUGUUGGUUUUGUCUGCAGUGUGUUUACUGUCAGUUUAAACCGUAGAUGAAUGAAUGUAAUUCAGUUCUAACAACUCAAAUGGUUUUCAAAUGUAUUUAUAACCAAAGGGAAAAUUGUUAUCUUUGAUAAGACAGUUAUCUCCUGAUAACUCAUUGCAACAAAAGAAACAUAUAUGUGCAUGUUUAGCACACUUUUGUACAAGCACCAUCAAGAGGCUACCCACUGCUACUACACCAAUAGAACACUAGGAAUUGUCAUUGUUUCUGUAUUGUUUGAGAAGAUUGAACAUCUCGAAAGGACUUGUGUACACAUACAUGGUUCUUUGUCUUAACAAUUCAUUGACAGCACUUAGAAAUACUUGCAUAGAGAAAGUCGUGCUUAACAAGGGCAAUUAUUACUUAAGCUUUGGUAUUUUUUUUUGUCUAUGAAUCUUUUAGAAUGUUUUACGGAGUAUCUUAAUGACAGUAAAGUAUAUGAACUAAAACUAAACUCAAGAGUAACAAAUUGCACUGUAAUUUUGUUGGCAUUUCCCUUUAAGUAUUUGUAUGGUUAAUAUUGUCUCACAAUUGGGCAUGUGCUUUCAGUUGUCAGUGAGAAACUAUCUCAGUACUGAUGCACUUUCCAUACGUAUUAUAGUAUGUAACCAGUUUAUUUUUUUCCCCUGUGCAUUAAAUAGUGAAGCAUUAUGAGACCUAGUGACCAGUGUGUGCUCAUACCGUUUUAUACCAAGCUCAAUUGGAUUUUUGUCAGGUCUACAAAUGUGUUUUUAAGAAAGGCGUUCUUUGUAUUGUGUUUUUUAGAAAGGUAUUCUUUGUAUGUUGCAACCAAAAAAUAAAGUUUUUUUUUGUAUCCUGA
Messenger RNA from Acipenser ruthenus (sterlet), 5434 nucleotides. RefSeq names its product ras-associating and dilute domain-containing protein-like. Gene Ontology annotation, cellular component: microtubule. Gene Ontology annotation, biological process: substrate adhesion-dependent cell spreading; signal transduction; neural crest cell migration. Gene Ontology annotation, molecular function: GTPase binding. The transcript has 17 exons. Lineage: Eukaryota; Metazoa; Chordata; Actinopteri; Acipenseriformes; Acipenseridae. The record is from RefSeq and is a predicted model, not a curated record. The coding region runs from base 455 to 3976 and encodes 1173 amino acids.